Contarinia nasturtii (swede midge) is the source of this 1739-nucleotide messenger RNA. RefSeq names its product purine nucleoside phosphorylase-like. The coding region runs from base 114 to 1235 and encodes 373 amino acids. Lineage: Eukaryota; Metazoa; Arthropoda; Insecta; Diptera; Cecidomyiidae. The transcript has 3 exons. Gene Ontology annotation, cellular component: cytoplasm. Gene Ontology annotation, biological process: nucleoside metabolic process. Gene Ontology annotation, molecular function: purine-nucleoside phosphorylase activity. The record is from RefSeq and is a predicted model, not a curated record.
UGUUUCAUUGUUUUUGCACGCAUCAUUCGCCAAACGUAUGAAUAAACGGUGAUAGAUAGAAAUGGAAAAAAACUUGUUUGAAUUAUGUUUGGUGUGUGUUGUAGUUUGUUUGCAUGCCUAUGUUUAUCUCUAAGCGAUAUGUUGACGAGGCACCGUAUCGAUGCGGUGCGUGUAAAAGUUUAAAGUGGGAUUAUUGUGGCGCAUAUUUAGGUUUAUUCGUAUCGCUCUUCAAAUUCAUUAUUUGUUUACGCUUCACCAAUCGCCAAUCACCAUUAUCAAUAUCAAUAACUAUGAAGCCAGUUAACCCACAUAAUAAUAGCACAGUUUCGAUCGAAAACUCCAGAGAAAUAGAUGCGAGUGAGUGCAACGAAAUGGAUGAUGCAAGUCAAUUUUCAUACGAUCUAGUGCAAGAUAUUGCCAAUUACUUGUUGAACAGUACAGCACAUCGUCCAAAGGUUGGCAUUAUUUGUGGUUCUGGGUUCGGACGUUUGGCCGAAAGUAUAGAGAAUGCGAUUAAAAUUCCGUACAAAAGUAUUCCACACUUCCCAGUGUCAACCGUGCCAGGUCACUUGGGUCAAAUGAUAUUUGGCACACUGAACAAUGUGCCGGUGAUGUGUAUGCAAGGGCGUUUUCAUUACUUCGAAGGGUAUUCACUGGCCAAGUGCUGUAUGCCGAUUCGUGUGAUGAAAUUGGUCGGUGUCACGCAUUUGAUCGUAACAAAUGCGUCGGGCGCUUUGAAUGACCGUUACAAUGUCGGCGAUAUUGUUAUUUUAAAAGAUCACAUCAAUCUAAUGGGCUUCAUUGGUCACAAUCCCUUGAGGGGCACCAACGAUCCCCGGUUCGGACCACGAUUUCCAUGCAUCAGCAAACCAUACGAUGACCGAAUGAGAAUGCAAGCCAUUGAUAUUAUGCGGGAAUUGGGCAUCGACAGUGAAGUUCAUGAAGGCGUUUACACGUGUCUAGGAGGACCGAAUUAUGAAACCAUCGCCGAAGUGAAAUUAUUGAAAAGUUUUGGCAUUGAUUGCGUUGGCAUGUCAACGGUACAUGAGGUCAUCACGGCGAAUCAUUGCGGUAUAAAAGUGUUUGCAUUUAGCAUUAUCACGAACAAAUGCAUUGCGGAAUAUGAGAGCGAAGAGACGGUUGAUCAUGACAGCGUCAUUGAGGCGGCCAAUAAUCAACAGAAUUUCUUAGCCGAAUUGGUGCAUCGACUCGUGGCUCAAAUUGAUUCUAACUGACGGAAUAUCGAAGAAUACAUUAAUAAUAACCAUUUGUAGUGAAAAUUUGUGUAGUGAAAACAUUUUCAAAUCGAAUGUGUAGACCAACCUUAUCUUUCCAUUCAAUUUUUGAAUGAACCCAUAUGAAACCUCAACGCUAUGCGCGUCAAAUCGACGUUAUUCGACGCUAUUCCAUGUGUAUAUAGAAUUGUACAUUAUGUUUUACAGUGCUGUGCAAGCAUGCGGCCUUAUACACAGUAACACACGAACUCCGUUUAUGUGCGCGCGUUGCCUGUUAUGUUUUGUGUAUUGAAUUGCGACUCAAUCACAGUAGACGGCGCAGGCACUGUAAAACAUAAUGUACAAUUUAAUAUAUACACAUAGAAUAGCGUCGAAUAACGUCGAUUUGACGCGCAUAGCGUUAAGGUUUCAUAUGGGAACUAUUGAAACAUUUUGAUAGACGAUAUUUGAUGAAUGAAAGAAAUGUAACAUUUUCAAAAUGAAUAAACGCCAAUGUGGAUCAAA